UAAACACGCACGCCCACCUCGCUGAUAUACCAAACCCAAGCCCCCCGAUCAGGUGUAACGUCCGAUUCCCCGGGAGGAGCAGUGGCCGUUAAAAUCCAGCCCCGGCGUGCCCAUGCAGAACAACAAGCCAAGCAUAUUCAGUAAUCUAUCUCGCCGGCGAUCACAGCUAAGCUAAGGGAGCUAUCUGCUGCGGCCAUGGCGAUCGGGGGUAUCAUCGGGAGCCACCAACGGCACUCCGUGGUGGCCUCGCGCGUGGCCAUGUUCGCGCACCUGCUCUUCCUUGUCACCGCCGUCCUCAUGCUCGUCUGGCUCCUGCGCUUCCGCGGCGGCAUCAACAUACAGUCCGAAGACCCAGACCAGAUCUUCAACGUUCAUCCCUUCGUGAUGUCCUGGGGUUUCAUUCUUCUUAUUGGAGAAGCCAUACUGGUGUACACGACGGUCCCGAUGAACCACCGGGCGCAGAAGAUGGUGCACAUGCUGGUCCACAUGGUGGCCUUCAUCCUGGGCGUCUUCGGCGUCUACGCGGCGUUCAAGUUCCACAACGCGGCCGUGGCGCCGGACCUAGUCAGCCUCCACUCCUGGAUCGGCAUCGGCGCCAUCUCCCUCUUCGCCCUGCAGUGGCUCAUCGGCUUCGCCGUCUUCUGGAUGCCCGGAACGCACGAGCACACCCGCGCCGCCGCGGCGCCCUUGCACGUCGCCGGAGGUCUGGCCGUCUUCCUCCUGGCCGUCUGCGCCGCGCAGACGGGGCUCGUCCAGAAGGGCGCCAGCGCCACGCCCGGCGGCACCGAGGCCAACCUCAUCAACGUCACCGGCGUCUUCAUCCUCUUCUACGGGGCCACCGUCGCGGCCACCGUCGUGCUGCGCAUGGCCACGCGGCACGUCUAGGCAGCUCUCGGUCGAUCCGUCACCGGCGUCUGUACAUUUGUAAUUUGUUUGAUUGGUUGGGCUCGUUUCACCAUUUGUACGAGGCUCAUGUAAAGCGAGUUUGGGUAGUUUUGCGUCGUGUGUAUACAUUGUGUGUCUUCGGCCAUUUCUCCAAUAUUUCCAAGGGAUUUGCUAGAUAACAGUGGACUAAU
Lolium rigidum is the source of this 1076-nucleotide messenger RNA. RefSeq names its product probable ascorbate-specific transmembrane electron transporter 2. The transcript has 3 exons. Lineage: Eukaryota; Viridiplantae; Streptophyta; Magnoliopsida; Poales; Poaceae. The record is from RefSeq and is a predicted model, not a curated record. Gene Ontology annotation, molecular function: oxidoreductase activity. The coding region runs from base 196 to 885 and encodes 229 amino acids.